Molecule: messenger RNA, 711 nt
Organism: Naegleria gruberi
Lineage: Eukaryota; Heterolobosea; Eutetramitea; Acrasida; Naegleriidae
Exons: 1
Coding region: 1-711 (236 amino acids)
Source: RefSeq, a predicted model, not a curated record
AUGUAUUCAGCUAGUUUUGAUAAGACUGAUUUUCCAACUUUUCAUUCUGCCAAAAAUAGAUAUGUCAUUGCUCAAGUUGUCAAUGACGUUUCUAAUAAUUUUACAUCUGCUAAUGAAGCUUUUUGGAAUAGUAUGUUUGGUAAGGGAUAUGCCUAUCCAAAGGAUGAAUAUGGUAAAAAUUUGACAACUGGCAUGUUUAUUCAACAAUUGCCACGUGACAUUUUGUCAAUGAGAAAUGAUCCUUACAGAGCUCUCUCAUAUUAUGACAGAUCUUAUGGUGGAUAUGGAAAAACUGACACUUCCAUCUAUUUUGUUGAUUUUGUUUGGGGAAAUUUCUUGAGAGAAUUUGGUGGACCUGACAUGUCAGCUCAUUUACAACCAUUUAUUGGAAUUCAAGUUAAAAAUGCACCUGUCACCAAGUCAUCAGUCACUCCAAGUGGUGCCAAGACCAAUUCCUAUACCAUGAAGGAAGAAUUCAAAGUUCAAAAGUCAUUAAUUGGAGCUGCAGUUGCAAUCUCAAAAUCUUCAGCUGCCAAAGGAUUGCCAGGUUACAUGCAAGGAACAGUUGAUCCUCCAUAUUGUUUGGCAAGUUAUCAAGUUGUUUCUUCAUCAACAACUAGUGGUGGUAGUAGUACUGGAGAUGCAAGUGAGAAGAAGAAGAAGAUUAUUUUAUUGUCUGAUAAUUUGGAAGAUGAGGAAUAUGAUGAAUAA